Messenger RNA from Propithecus coquereli (Coquerel's sifaka), 2006 nucleotides. RefSeq names its product thioredoxin reductase 1 (gene TXNRD1). The record is from RefSeq and is a predicted model, not a curated record. NCBI's taxonomy places the organism in Eukaryota, Metazoa, Chordata, Mammalia, Primates, Indriidae. Gene Ontology annotation, cellular component: cytosol; mitochondrion. Gene Ontology annotation, biological process: cellular response to oxidative stress; cell redox homeostasis; glutathione metabolic process. The transcript is spliced from 13 exons. Gene Ontology annotation, molecular function: glutathione-disulfide reductase (NADPH) activity; thioredoxin-disulfide reductase (NADPH) activity; flavin adenine dinucleotide binding.
ACCGCCCCGGCCUGGAAGCAGCGCUCUCGGAAUUGACCCCGGAGGCCGACGUGCCGGUUGUGUUUGUGAAACAGAGAAAGAUAGGCGGCCAUGGCUCGAUCCUGAAGGCUUACCAGGAGGGCAGACUUCAAAAGCUACUAAAAAUGAAUGACUCUGAGGACCUUCCUGAGUCCUAUGACUAUGACCUUGUCAUCAUUGGAGGCGGCUCAGGAGGACUGGCAGCUGCUAAGGAGGCAGCCAAAUAUGACAAGAAGGUGAUGGUCCUGGAUUUCGUCACUCCCACCCCUCUUGGAACUAGAUGGGGUCUUGGAGGAACAUGUGUGAAUGUGGGCUGCAUACCUAAAAAACUGAUGCACCAAGCAGCUUUGUUAGGGCAAGCCUUACGAGACUCCAGAAACUACGGAUGGGAAGUUGAGGAGACAGUUAAACAUGAUUGGGAAAAAAUGACAGAAGCUGUACAGAAUCACAUUGGCUCUCUGAACUGGGGCUACCGAGUUGCUCUGCGGGAGAAAAAGGUGGUCUAUGAGAAUGCCUAUGGGCAAUUUAUUGGUCCUCAUAGGAUUAAGGCAACAAACAAUAAAGGCAAAGAAAAAAUCUAUUCAGCAGAGAGAUUUCUUAUUGCCACUGGUGAAAGGCCACGUUACUUGGGCAUCCCUGGCGACAAGGAAUACUGCAUCAGCAGUGAUGAUCUUUUCUCCUUACCUUACUGCCCGGGUAAGACCCUGGUGGUUGGAGCAUCCUAUGUCGCUUUGGAAUGUGCUGGAUUUCUUGCUGGUAUUGGUUUAGAUGUCACUGUUAUGGUACGGUCCAUUCUUCUUAGAGGAUUUGACCAGGACAUGGCCAACAAAAUUGGUGAACAUAUGGAAGAACAUGGUGUCAAGUUUAUAAGACAAUUUGUACCAAUCAAAGUAAGUAGGGUUGCCUGUAGGUUUGUUGAUUCUAUACUAAUGUUAAAAGGCAAGAAGAGAGUUGUGUUGAUGGUAGCAGCAUCCUUUUCAGCAUUGUAAACCGUCAGGAAUGCUAUAAAUGAAAAGACUGGAAAAAUACCAGUCACAGAUGAAGAGCAGACCAAUGUGCCUUAUAUCUAUGCCAUUGGCGAUGUAUUGGAGGAUAAGCUGGAGCUCACCCCAGUAGCGAUCCAGGCAGGAAGACUGCUGGCUCAGAGGCUUUAUGCAGGUUCCACUGUCAAGGUGAGUAUUGAACAAAUUGAAGCGGGGACACCAGGCCGACUCAGGGUGGUAGCUCAGUCCACCAAUAGUGAGGAAACCAUCGAAGGAGAAUAUAACACGGUUUACCAUAGUUACUUUUGGCCGUUGGAAUGGACAGUUCCAUCAAGAGAUAACAACAAAUGUUAUGCAAAAGUAGUCUGUAAUAUUAAAGACAAUGAACGUGUUGUGGGAUUUCACGUACUGGGUCCAAAUGCUGGAGAAGUUACACAAGGCUUUGCAGCCGCACUCAAAUGUGGACUGACCAAAAAACAGCUGGACAACACAAUCGGAAUCCACCCCGUCUGUGCAGAGGUCUUCACAACACUGUCCGUGACCAAGCGCUCUGGGGGAAGCAUCCUCCAGACUGGCUGCUGAGGUUAAGUCCCAGUGUGGAUGCUGUUGCCAAGACUCCAAACCACUGAUAUGUUUCCUUGCCCAAUCCAAGGCAAAGUUUUCAGGAAGGUUCUUGGGCUCCUGGCACUUGUGUCUUGUGCCUGCCACCAUCCAAGGCCCCCUUGGAUCUCAUGGUUAGGAAUCAGUGAAUGAAAGGCAGGCAGCAUCACACUGGGGUCGCUCUGACGGACUCGAAACUGACAUCAGGCAGUGCAUCGAAGGGAUGCGUCCAUGAAGUCACCAGCCUCAAGCCUGUAUGUAUGGUGGGCAGUGACGGAACAGCUGUCGGAUCAGUUUUAGCAUGACCUUUCCUUUGUUGGUUUUCUUAUUCCCAUUGUCAAGUUUUCUAACGUUGUUUGUUUUUUCUUUUUUUCUCCAUGAUGUUAAUGAUGUUAGAGAUGAAAA